AGAGAGAGAGAGGGAUCGAUCAAAAUCUUUGUAUAUAUCUGCUUAUGUUAUUAGGGUUCAGACCCAUAACAAAGUAUCUUUUCUCUUUGGGUUUUCUCUUAAUUACACUUCUAAUAUAUAACUCCUCUUUGAUGAGACUUUCUUUCUCUGGGGCUCUUUCAUACAGCUGAAUUUUUUUGAGCCAAGUCAACUGAGAAAAGAGAAACCUUGCUUUUUGACAUGUUAGAGAAGAUGGCUGAAGAAGCAAUCUCAAGUAAUGAUUUUGUUCAAAACCCGGUUGGUGGAUCUAAUCCUCCUGCUGUUAAGAAGAAGAGAAACCUCCCGGGAACCCCAGAUCCUGAAGCCGAAGUCGUAGCCUUGUCACCAAAAACUCUCAUGGCCACCAACAGAUUCUUGUGUGAAAUAUGUGGCAAAGGCUUCCAAAGAGAUCAGAAUCUACAACUUCAUCGCCGUGGACACAACCUUCCGUGGAAGCUAAAGCAGAGGACUACUAAAGAAGCAAGAAAACGAGUCUACGUCUGCCCAGAAAAGACUUGUGUCCAUCACCACCCUUCUAGGGCUCUUGGAGACCUAACUGGUAUAAAGAAGCACUUCUGCAGAAAACAUGGGGAGAAGAAAUGGAAGUGCGAGAAGUGUUCAAAGAGAUAUGCUGUACAAUCUGAUUGGAAAGCACACUCAAAAACCUGUGGCACUAGGGAGUACAAAUGCGAUUGUGGAACUCUAUUUUCUCGGAGAGAUAGCUUCAUCACUCACAGGGCAUUUUGCGAUGCCUUAGCUGAAGAAACAGCAAGAGUAAAUGCAGCAGCUAGCAUAAACAGCUUAGCUGCAGCUGCCACAAGCUUCAACUAUCAUCAUCUUAUGGGAACCCCAACAAGGCCUAACAUGGAACCGCAUUUCUCGUCUAUUUUCAAGCCAAUCUCAAGCAAUGACCUGACAAUAGACCAAACAAGAAGGGGACUCUCCUUGUGGGUGAGCCAAGGACCCCCAGUUGAUCAUCAUGAAGUAAUAGGCAACAAUAGUAUCCAAGAGAUUCACCAACUUGGGUCUAUGGGUUCAUCAGGAGGAAUAUUUUGUAACCCUCUUGUUUCAUCCUCAAAUCCUUCACCAUCUCAUCUUGUUUCAUCCUCAAAUCCUUCACCAUCUCACCAUUAUCAGUUAAACUGGCCGCUUUUUGGAAAUAAGCUUUCUUCAAGUAAUGCUCAUGAAGAGUUAACAAGCACUAAUACACUUCCAUUAAACAACGUUAAAGAAGCUACAGCAGUUCAACUAGUAAGUGUUCCUUCCUUAUAUAGCACCCAACAACAGUCGUACCAAACCACUUCAGCAGCAAAUAUGUCAGCCACAGCAUUACUUCUAAAAGCAGCUCAAAUUGGUGCAACUUCAACUGACCCAUCAUUUCUUGGGAGUUUUGGGUUAAAGUGCAGUAGUAAUAACAGUCAAUUUCAUCACGAAGAAAACAAGUUCUGCGGAUUAUUAGGUUCAAACCCAAUAAGCACCUGCACUACAAAUCUCCCAAGUGAAGUGGAAAACUCAUCAGGGAAUGAUAUUUCCAGCUUGAAUGAGCUGCAAACGUACCCAACAACCAAACGCCAGAAAACACGGAGCGACCAUCAAGAUGCUACAGGAGGGCAAACUAGAGACUUUCUUGGGGUUGGUGUACAACAAGCCAUAUGCCACCCAUCAUCAAUCAAUGGAUGGAUUUGAUUCUGAUAUGUUACAGUAAUUGCAAGUGUCGCGUGUUUUCGGUCUCAAUAGAAAUUAAUUUUAGUAAUAAUGAUAUGGAGGUCAUUUUAGUAUUGGGAAACUUUGCAGGAAGGAAAAGGAGGGCAUUGAGUGGCAUGAUGGGGGCUAAAAGUUAUGGUUAGAUAACCAUUGAAGAGGUGAAGGAAUUAGAGAUCCAUGCAUAUUCCUGUUGAGACCGGAAAGCUGAUACCUUUAAAAAUUGUGGCUUUUUUGUUUUUUGAUAAAAGGGGAAGGGAGUAGUGGGGGCAAAGUAUGAGUGCCUUUUAAGCUCCAUUAUUGCAUUUGUUUCAUCUCUCUUUUGUGGUUGUUAUCUUGUCGAACUAGGACUUGAAAGAAAGAAAGAAAGAAAGAGAGAAUAGUAUUCAUAUUUCCUAGUGGCAAUAAGCAUCAUAUAUAGACUUAGCCCUAUUAAUUGUUUAAAAUAAACUAAUUAUGUAGCUUUCUUUUCUUCCAAUAUUACCAAACCAUGAAUAACUGUAUUAUGAGAACAUUAGCUAUCA
This is a messenger RNA of Hevea brasiliensis (rubber tree), 2243 nucleotides long. RefSeq names its product zinc finger protein NUTCRACKER. NCBI's taxonomy places the organism in Eukaryota, Viridiplantae, Streptophyta, Magnoliopsida, Malpighiales, Euphorbiaceae. The record is from RefSeq and is a predicted model, not a curated record. The coding region runs from base 220 to 1704 and encodes 494 amino acids. Gene Ontology annotation, molecular function: DNA-binding transcription factor activity. Gene Ontology annotation, cellular component: nucleus. The transcript is spliced from 3 exons.